AUGUUGAUAAUAUCCUCCCAGAGCAAAGACAUCCUUUGCCAUCUUAUCUAGACUACAGACAAAACCGCUCCAUCAAAGCAUACCAGACCGGCUACUUUCAUAGCCUGUGUGCCAAGGGAUCUGACAGCAAGAUCCGUGUUUUUGAGGUAAACCUCGGAGCAGGGAUGAAACGUCUAGGGGGAGCUUGCAAAUGGGAUCCAGAAUCUAUCCAACAUGGAACGCAUUUCUGUGAUGGGCCGCUCAGACCCAGAACCUCAUAUCGAUUAAGUGUCCGUGCCUUCACUCAAUUGUUUGAUGACGAGAACAAAGAAUGUGUGCAUCCCCUUUACACCGACACUUACCUUUCCCUCCCAUUAUUAACUCAAUCAGCACCACGAAAUGGCCUCACAGGAGGAAUCACCGCUGCUACGUUUCUAGUCGCCAUGAUGCUCGCUCUGACUGCCUUACUCAUUUACAGAAAGAGGGCUCACAAAAUAGCCGUGCAGGAAAGUCCAGUGAUGAAAAUGUGCAUGUGGAAGGCGCUGCCUACCUCACAGAUGUGCUCAGGCAUAAGGAGCCCAGUCCAAGCAGCCCAGUUUGAGUCUCAUCUUGCUAAACUUCAAGCUGAUUGCAGUUACCUUCUAUCUGAAGAGUUUGAGGGCCUAAAGGACGUGGGACGGACCCAAAUUCAGAAUGCUGCACGUCUACCUGGGAACCGAAGCAAAAAUCGCUACAACAAUAUACUGCCCUGUAAGUAAAGACAAAUGA
Messenger RNA from Sinocyclocheilus anshuiensis, 747 nucleotides. Its product is annotated as receptor-type tyrosine-protein phosphatase beta-like. NCBI's taxonomy places the organism in Eukaryota, Metazoa, Chordata, Actinopteri, Cypriniformes, Cyprinidae. Gene Ontology annotation, molecular function: cadherin binding. The record is from RefSeq and is a predicted model, not a curated record. Gene Ontology annotation, biological process: peptidyl-tyrosine dephosphorylation involved in inactivation of protein kinase activity; angiogenesis. The transcript has 6 exons. Gene Ontology annotation, cellular component: signaling receptor complex. The annotation marks the transcript as partial.